Molecule: messenger RNA, 1488 nt
Organism: Lasiosphaeria miniovina
Lineage: Eukaryota; Fungi; Ascomycota; Sordariomycetes; Sordariales; Lasiosphaeriaceae
Product: triose-phosphate transporter
Exons: 5
Coding region: 188-1402 (404 amino acids)
Cellular component (GO): Golgi apparatus; trans-Golgi network; endosome
Molecular function (GO): antiporter activity
Source: RefSeq, a predicted model, not a curated record
ACAUCGCCGCGAACGCCACCAACACCGCCGUAGUCGACGUCGCUUAUAUUUCGUCCACCCAAAAACCCCGUGUCUACACUCCACCGGCGCGCUUCGCUCAAGAUCGCUGUUGAUCCAGCAUUGCAGACACGCUGCCACCUUCUCCGAUCCCCUCUCGGCCCCCCGAGAAUCACUACAAGCCGCCGAAAUGGGCGUCGACGAAAAGACACGGGCGUCGGGCGAGGGCCCUCGGGAGUCGAAUGGCGCCAUUCUUCCCACUGUCAACCCCAGUGCUGAGAAGGCCCAGCCAGCAAAGUCGUCCUUACAUCCUGCGUUUUACGUGACUAUCUGGAUUACUUUGAGCUCGUCGGUCAUAUUGUUCAACAAAUGGAUUCUCUCCACGCUUGGGUUUGACUACCCCAUCAUUCUCACAACCUACCAUUUGGUCUUCGCGACGAUCAUGACCCAGCUUCUUGCUCGUUACACGACCCUCCUCGAUGGCCGGAAGUCCGUCAAGAUGACGGGCCGUGUCUAUCUACGAGCCAUCGUCCCGAUUGGUUUCUUCUUCAGCUUGAGCUUGAUCUGCGGAAACCUCACCUAUCUUUACCUCAGCGUUGCCUUCAUCCAGAUGCUCAAGGCCACGACUCCUGUUGCGGUCCUUAUCGCCAGCUGGUCUCUGGGUGUUUCCACGCCCAACUACAAGGUCUUCCUCAACGUCUUGGUCAUCGUCGUCGGUGUCAUCAUUGCAUCCGUUGGCGAAAUCAAGUUCGUCUGGAUUGGUGUCAUCUUCCAAAUUGGCGGCAUCAUCUUUGAGGCUCUCCGCCUUACGAUGGUACAGCGUCUCCUCAGCUCGGCCGAGUUCAAGAUGGACCCUUUGGUCUCUCUGUACUAUUUCGCACCCGUCUGCGCCGCGAUGAACUUUUCCGUUGCCCUCUUUCUGGAGGUCCCGAGGAUCACGAUGGAUGAGGUUUACGGUGUGGGGCUCUUCACGCUAUUCCUGAACGGCCUCUGCGCAUUCCUGCUCAAUGUCUCAGUUGUAUUCCUAAUUGGAAAGACAUCUGUGCUUGUCCUCACCCUCUGCGGUGUGCUGAAGGACGUCAUGCUCGUCGCCGCUUCCAUGCUCAUUUGGGGCACUCAAGUGACAGGUCUCCAGUUCUUCGGCUACAGCAUUGCCCUGGGCGGCAUGAUUUACUACAAGCUUGGCUACGAGACGCUCAAGAACUACGCUGGCGAGGCUGGCCGCCAGUGGGCCGAUUUCGGAAACCGGCAGCCGAUUCUCCGCCGCCUUGCCACGAUCACCCUUGUCCUGUUGACUCUAUUCGUCCUCCUCGGGGGUCUCGCGCCCACUUACGCACCUGGGAUGGAUGCUGCUAUGGACGCCGCCCUAAGUGAGGCAAAGUCGAAGAUCAUUGGAAAGCAAUGAAGGUAGCAAUGCUGUGUGUGGUCAGGAUAAAGACCGAGAUCAACCUAUUAAUUCUUUCGACCAUACGAAUUUAAUGCGAGCCAGCC